Messenger RNA from Pongo pygmaeus (Bornean orangutan), 6191 nucleotides. RefSeq names its product zinc finger CCHC-type containing 14 (gene ZCCHC14). Bases 1 to 3261 code for a protein of 1086 amino acids. Lineage: Eukaryota; Metazoa; Chordata; Mammalia; Primates; Hominidae. Gene Ontology annotation, molecular function: zinc ion binding; nucleic acid binding; phosphatidylinositol binding. The transcript is spliced from 13 exons. The record is from RefSeq and is a predicted model, not a curated record.
AUGGUGGAGAAGCGCUGCCCGCUGCAGAGGGACGGCGUGUACCGCUGGUUCUCGGAGCUGCCGUCGCCGCAGCGCGUGGAGUUCCUGUGCGGCCUGCUGGACCUGUGCAUCCCGCUCGAGCUGCGCUUCCUCGGCUCGUGCCUGGAGGACCUGGCCCGCAAGGACUACCACUCGCUGCGCGACUCGGAGAUCAAGGCCAACAACCCGGCCGACCUGGGCAGCCUCACCAACCUGACGGACGAGGUGGUGCGCAGCAAGCUGCUGGUGUCGCUGGCGCUGCUGGGCUCGGAGCAGCGCGAGGCGGCGGGCGUGCUCUACCGCACGCUCACGCACAUCGACUCCAUCAUCCACAACUACGGGCUGCAGCUCAACGAGGGCCGCACGGGCGAUGAGUUCCUGCUGCUCUUCACCAUGGCCUCCAACCACCCGGCCUUCAGCUUCCACCAGAAGCAGGUGCUGCGCCAGGAGCUCACGCAGAUCCAGAGCAGCCUGAACGGCGGCGGGGGCCACGGCGGCAAGGGCGCGCCCGGGCCGGGCGGCGCGCUGCCCACCUGCCCGGCGUGCCACAAGAUCACUCCAAGAACUGAGGCCCCUGUCAGCAGUGUCAGUAAUAGUUUGGAGAAUGCCCUGCACACAUCAGCACAUUCCACGGAGGAGUCGCUGCCCAAGAGGCCCUUAGGAAAACACAGCAAAGUGAGUGUUGAAAAGAUAGACCUGAAGGGAUUAUCACACACAAAAAAUGACAGAAAUGUUGAAUGUUCCUUUGAGGUCUUAUGGUCUGAUUCUUCAAUAACAUCAGUAACCAAAUCUUCUUCUGAAGUGACUGAAUUUAUUUCAAAGCUAUCUCAGCUCUACCCUGAAGAGAACUUGGAGAAACUCAUUCCUUGCUUAGCUGGUCCGGAUGCAUUUUAUGUGGAGCGAAACCACGUGGAUCUGGACUCAGGCCUGAGGUACCUGGCCUCAUUACCUUCUCACGUGUUGAAAAAUGACCAUGUCAGGAGGUUUCUCAGCACUUCCUCUCCCCCCCAGCAGCUUCAGAGUCCAAGUCCUGGCAACCCCCCCCUUUCUAAAGUAGGUACCGUGAUGGGCGUGUCUGGAAGGCCUGUGUGUGGAGUGGCUGGUAUCCCGUCCUCGCAGAGCGGAGCCCAGCACCACGGGCAGCACCCGGCUGGCUCAGCUGCCCCCUUGCCCCACUGCUCCCAUGCGGGCAGCGCGGGCUCAGCCCUGGCCUACCGGACCCAGAUGGACACAUCGCCUGCCAUCCUCAUGCCUUCCAGUCUGCAGACCCCUCAGACCCAGGAGCAGAACGGGAUUCUAGACUGGCUUAGGAAACUGCGUUUGCACAAGUAUUACCCCGUCUUUAAGCAGCUCUCCAUGGAGAAGUUUUUGAGCCUUACUGAAGAAGAUCUGAAUAAAUUUGAGUCUCUCACCAUGGGGGCAAAGAAGAAGCUCAAGACCCAGCUGGAGCUGGAAAAGGAGAAGUCAGAGAGACGGUGCCUGAAUCCCUCUGCCCCAUCGCUGGUCACCAGCAGUGGUGUGGCUCGAGUGCCCCCCACCAGCCACGUCGGGCCUGUGCAUUCGGGGCGGGGCAGCCAUGCAGCAGAGCUGCGAGUGGAAGUGGAGCAGCCCCAUCACCAGCUGCCCCGGGAAGGCAGCUCUUCGGAGUACUCCAGCUCCUCCUCCAGCCCCAUGGGGGUGCAGGCCCGGGAAGAGAGCUCCGACAGCGCUGAGGAGAAUGACAGACGUGUGGAGAUUCACUUGGAGAGCUCUGACAAGGAGAAGCCGGUGAUGCUGCUGAAUCACUUCACUUCCAGUUCCGCCAGACCCACGGCCCAGGUUCUCCCUGUGCAGAAUGAGGCCAGCUCCAAUCCAUCAGGCCACCACCCCCUGCCCCCGCAGAUGCUGAGCGCAGCCUCACACAUCGCACCCAUCCGCAUGCUGAAUUCCGUGCACAAGCCGGAAAGAGGGAGCGCGGACAUGAAGCUCCUCUCGUCCUCUGUGCACUCACUUUUGUCUCUAGAAGAAAGGAAUAAAGGAUCUGGACCAAGAAGCAGCAUGAAAGUGGACAAGAGCUUUGGCAGCGCCAUGAUGGACGUGCUGCCCACGUCUGCACCCCACCAGCCUGUGCAGGUUCUCUCUGGGCUUUCGGAGAGCAGCUCCAUGUCACCCACAGUCUCCUUUGGUCCCCGGACCAAAGUCGUGCACGCAUCCACGCUGGACAGGGUGCUGAAGACAGCACAGCAACCGGCCCUGGUGGUGGAGACCAGCACGGCCACCACGGGGACGCCCAGCACAGUCCUCCAUGCCGCCCGUCCGCCCAUCAAACUGCUGCUGUCGUCAUCUGUUCCUGCUGAUUCUGCCAUUUCUGGGCAAACUUCCUGUCCUAAUAAUGUGCAAAUAAGUGUGCCCCCUGCAAUAAUAAACCCCCGGACUGCUCUGUACACAGCCAACACCAAAGUUGCCUUUUCUGCAAUGAGCAGUAUGCCAGUGGGCCCCCUGCAGGGUGGCUUCUGUGCAAACAGCAACACUGCCUCUCCCAGCAGCCACCCCUCCACGUCCUUUGCCAACAUGGCCACGUUGCCCAGCUGCCCAGCCCCCAGCUCCAGCCCGGCGCUGUCCUCCGUCCCUGAAAGCAGUUUCUAUAGCAGCAGCGGCGGUGGCGGCUCCACAGGAAACAUUCCUGCCUCGAAUCCGAACCACCACCACCACCACCACCAUCAGCAGCCCCCGGCACCCCCACAGCCCGCCCCACCCCCGCCGGGCUGCAUUGUGUGCACAUCCUGUGGCUGCAGCGGCAGCUGCGGCUCGAGUGGCCUGACUGUCAGCUACGCCAACUACUUCCAGCACCCGUUCUCCGGUCCGUCCGUGUUCACCUUCCCGUUCUUGCCCUUCAGUCCCAUGUGCAGCAGCGGCUACGUCAGCGCCCAGCAGUACGGCGGCGGCUCCACCUUCCCCGUCGUGCACGCCCCCUACAGCAGCAGUGGGACCCCAGACCCUGUCCUGAGUGGGCAGUCCACGUUUGCCGUGCCACCCAUGCAGAACUUCAUGGCAGGGACAGCAGGGGUGUACCAGACCCAAGGACUGGUGGGCAGUAGCAAUGGUUCCAGUCACAAAAAGAGCGGGAACCUAUCUUGUUACAACUGCGGGGCCACUGGUCACCGCGCCCAGGACUGCAAACAGCCGUCCAUGGACUUCAACCGGCCAGGUACUUUUAGGUUGAAAUACGCCCCUCCAGCAGAAAGUCUGGACUCCACAGAUUGAUAUUUUUCUCUGGCAACAGAACACUAUUAAGCCGUGGAGACCUAAGGAAAAUUACAUACAAAACUGAGAAGUCUAGUUGCUGUUGAGCUUAAUCUUUUUAAUCCAAAGGUGCUUUACUUUUCCUAGACUGAAUAGAAAAUCUAGCGUAGAAGUGCAUCAAACUCGAUUUAUUGCCAAAACCCUAGAUUGGAGCUUGGUGUCAGAACUUGCCUAGUGGGCAUCUCUGUGGCUGGUGAAAUCGGCUACCUACACUUUUGGUUGCAGUGCAGAGACGCCACAUCUCCCGAAGAGCAUUGCCAUCACUGGCCCUCCUAGGCUCACAUGUCAAUUCCAGGGCAGCUACACGUGGUCUGAAUCGAGAACUGAGCUUGGAGUUCUCCAAGUGGAGUUCCACCCGCCGGACUCCUGACACCCCUGGGCUAGGGAAAAUGUCGACUUUGUUUUGUUCUGUUCCUAAAGUGAUUAGCACUAAUCUCUGGGAUUUUUAAGGAUUGCACUACAGAAGAAUGUACCCUGAUGUAAAUCUCUGCGGUUCUGGGAGCCAAACUCCUCUGAGAACAGUCAGUGCAAGAGACUCCAAUAAUCCAUAUUGAAAGAGUCAGCACCAGCAGAGGCUACUCGACUUGGGACGCAACAGAGGUUUUAGUAUUUCCUUCCCUCCUCCAAGCACUUGUAGCAGUUUCAGGUUUUUAAUUUUUUUCUGCAAAUAAAUCUAAACUACAUUAUUAAAUAGAAAUAGUUUACUCGCAACAACUUAAUUUCUAAGGGUCCAAGUCCCAGAGAAUCCAUAGUCGUCAAAGCUUUGAGAGUAUCUUUCUUCCCAGCCGGUCAGUGGCUUUGAGCCCGAUCUUCCACUACAAAUGACCUCUCGAGGGGGCAUGGCGACAGCGCAGCUCUGUGAGUGGCUGUGAGGAUGCUGCACGUCCUUAGCAGAGUUUGCAAGUUGCUUUAUCUCCCACGGGCUCCCCAAGAACCUCCAACCCUGAGGCUUAUCGCUAGUGGAUUCACACCUGAGACAGACAUUUCAACAAUGAUACAGUCCUGUCAUUUAUCAGCAAAAGAUUGGGAAUUUUCUCCUGUCAACUUUUGUAUUAGGCUGUGUAUUGAUAGUUAAUUCCGUUAAAAAUUACUUGGAAAACAGUGGGAAGUGGUAGGACUCUUGCAAGAGGCCACACACCCGAGAGCUACGAGAUCUGUGCAAGUCUGGUUUUGGUUAGGUAGUAAUAAAAGUCCUCACUGUAGAUCUCUAAAUUUCAACCCACGGAAAUGAAAGCCUUUUGUCUGAAAUUUACAGACUUAAAUCUUCAAGGUUAAAGGGAAUUUUCUGCUCAAAUAAUACUCUUAUCUAAAAUGCGAAAGUCUUCAAUGUUAAAAUACUGAUUGGUAAAAUCUUGCCAGGGAUUUUGCAGUUGGAUACUUAUUUUUUAAAAAAUUACAAUAUUCAGACUAUUCUUAAAAUGGGACAAUCAGCCUCAUGAAAAAUUGAUGUAAAUCAAAAGAAUACCCUAGAAUGACGCAUUGUGAUGUGAGGGUUCAAUUUUAAGAGCAGUUCCUAACUUCAUAGAAACUAAAGCAGAAAGUUGUUACAUUUUUUUUAUGACAGGCUUUUAGUAGAAUUUUUUAGUUUUAUUUUAGUUGAAUUUUAUUUCUAUGCAAUGCAGAAUUAACAGACCUCUUCUCCUCAUGGUACACAGUAUUACAGUGUUGAAGUAAUGGUGAUGCUUAUUACAACAGCUAUUUAGGGGAAUGUUACGUUGAUCUCUUAAAUUAUAAACACUACAAAAUGUCAAAAUAAUGAGAACUGACACAACUUUGCCUUAAAGAGUACUAGACUGGACCUUCUCAUAUUACGUUAAAGGAAGACUUAGAGUGUUCAUUGAUGUUUACGAUUUUAAUAUUUCUGAAGGCCAUUACAGUGGCCUGGAUAUGUGCUGAAAGCCAAACUUUUAAAUUUUUUGGUUUUUUAAACAAAGAAAUAUUUUAAAUAAAUCCUAUUUCAACACUGAAAUUGUUGAAAACCGUCUCAUAACAAAAGGAAAAAACAUUUAAAUUUUUGUUUUAGUGGUCAGUAUAGGGGAAUGAAAGCGUCUGUUGUUACCCAUGUAACUAUUUUGAUAAGUAUUAGAGGUUAACCUUAAAUCCAGCAAAACAUUAAAACAGAAACUUUUCAACUUGAAGCCUGCCAUUCAGUGUUGAGGUAGAUGAGUUCCGACACUGUCACGGCUCUGUUCCCGGCAGCGAAGGCCUCUGCGGAGCUGCCAGUCAUCUUGAACGUGCAUGGGCAGUGUGUGACAUCUCCAGGGAGGCUGUCCGAAGUCGAGAAUCGUGAGCUGUAAAUAGGAACUACACAGUGCAGAGAAAAUGGAACCACCCAUCCGUGAGGCCUCUUUCCUGAGGGAGCCGCACACUUGGACUUGAGAGUUUGCCAGCAGUGAGCUCGGAUGCAUCUCUCCAAAAGCAACCAAGAUCGGCGCGCCUGAAGAGCGUUUUGCGUUCAUCAGACUUCCUCAUCUGAAAACACAGAACAUACUGACCCUUUCAAGUACUUAGUCAUUUUCCUGAAAUUACGGUCUGUUUCAGAAUGCUGUGGCAACCAGGUAGGUGUGGCACUGGCCACGUGCCACGUCUUUGCCCUUUGUAGUCUGUCAGAUAUUAAAGUUUCUAACCCUGUUUUUUUAACCUCCAAGAAUGGGGAAAGUGGAAUGUAGAGAUGGAAGCAGAACGUGAUGUUGGGAUACAACAGCUAUUUAAUCCUUCGUUUUAUUUUGUAAGCAAACCACUCAGUUUUCUACCUUAUUUUCUAAUGUUGAUUUCACGGUAAUAUUGACAGUUGGAAGUGUUUAACAUAAAAACUCAUUGCUAAAGAGCACUGAGGAAAUGGGAGCUAGCACUUGUAAUAAAAAUAAAGACAAAAUAUUUUCUUGAAUGCA